Molecule: messenger RNA, 5702 nt
Organism: Pantherophis guttatus
Lineage: Eukaryota; Metazoa; Chordata; Lepidosauria; Squamata; Colubridae
Source: RefSeq, a predicted model, not a curated record
UCCAGUUUUUAGACUCGGUCCGGUAGAGGACAGUCGUGUCUGUUAGUUCUCUCUCUCAUUAACUCUUUGUGGGGGAGUUAUUUGGCCAUUGCUGGCUUAUUUCUACUUAGUUUGCUCCUUUCUGCUCAAAUUGCUGGAGUUUUCUUCAAAAGUGGCUAAACUUUAUUGGAAUCAGCUGGGGAGUGCUAGAAACGCUCCAGUGGCCCUGAGCAGCCCUGCAGCAACACCCACGUGCGUUUUGCAUCGCCCUAUCUUUUGCAGCACUUUCAAAGGAUUUUGGAGGCUUUUGGAGAGGUUUCCCUGCCUCCUGUUGCUGUUGGAGGAUUCUGGCUGCUAACUUCUGGCGCGAAGGCUUUUCCACGCCCAAUUUUGCCACGCUGUUAAGCCCUUUGGCUAGUGGCUAUUUCCUGCCUCCUGAGUAAUCUUCCUGGCUCCUGGAUUCUACUCUGCUUCUCUCCUGGCGCAGUGAGUUACCUGAACCUCCAAUUAUUCCCUGUGGGUGCAUUUAAGGGUGAUUUCUAUCCUUUGCAUUUAUUCUGAGCUGCAAAAGUAAAUUUCUGCUUUAUCAUGGCUGAUGCUAGGAGCAAUAAAUCCCAAAGCAAAGGAAAAAGGGGCCAUUCUUCUGAUCCUAAAGAAAGUUCCUCAGGGGAUUCUGUUCCUCCCAAGGCAGCCAGAGUUUCUACUAGAUCCACUCACUCCAAGAGUGCUAAUAUUGCUACAUCAUCAAGAGAAGAGACCAGGAGGCAUAAGGCCAUGGAAAAGGCCUUUCAAAAAGCUGCUUCAGAGGCCUCUAGAGUUUCAUCUCCUUCUGUGGGGCCUUCUAAAUCUCCUGCCUUCCCUACUUCCAAUGUGGCUGUUCCUUCUUCCCAAAUUCAAAUUGAACAUGAUUUUUCUCCUGAUCAGUCUACCCUGGGUGAGAAUGUAGCUGCUGAUGCUUCUUCAGUUUUUCCUGCUGCUAGGCCUCUAUCUCCAAUUGUUUCUAUUCAGGCCCCCCCAAGGCAAGAAUUUCCUGAGGCUCAAGCCCAAACCUGCAUUCAGGGGUCUGAGGCUCCUGUAAAUUUAACUCCUGCCCUAGCUGAACUUGUUUCUGUUUCAAUUAGGCAGGGUAUUGCUGAAGGCCUUCAGCAAAGGGCCUCUUCUGAGGCCUCCAGUUAUGUGAGUCAGCAGAGUCGUUCUGUGAGGGCCCAGAUGGUUGCUGAUCCUGUGCAAUGUGAGGAAAGGGCGGAUUCCCCGGAAAAUGCAAGUCAAGGUUCCCUGUCUGAGGGGGAAAUUGCCCCUGAUCAAGAUCUCUCGGAGGAUGAAGGCCUUGAACCAGACCAGCCUUCCUUCAUUGGUCUCUUCAAGCCUCAAUUAUUUAGAUCCCUUCUAUUUAAAGCUCAAAAUGUUACUGGCCUGGGAAUUUCUUCUACUCCUUCCUCUCAAGGGGCUUCUACACCAUCUUCUCAGCAUCCCUCUUCAUCAUUAUUAUUUCAGGAACCUUCCAUUCGUGCAGAGGUCGUUCCAGCUCCCAAGCUGUUUUCUGAUGUCGUUCAAAGACAGUGGUCUUCUCCUAGUUCUGGCCCGGUUCCCAAUGGUCUAGAUAAAAGAUUUUAUAAUAUGGCAUCUGAUUUUGCUAAUAUUCUUCAAGUUCCUUCUGUAGAUGCUCCCGUCGUCGCCCUCUCUUCUGCAUCUCCUCUUACUGGUCCGUCAGAGGAAUUCCUGCGCCCUGAAGAUAAGAAGUUGGAACGCUCCUUGGUCAAGGACCACCAGGCCUCUGCUUGGUCAAUUCAGGCCUCCUCGGCAGCUUCCUUUUUUAACAGGGCCUCCAUCCUUUGGCUUCGCCAAUUACAGGAAAGGCUGCCUCCUUCUGAUAUGCGAUCUCACCAGGACAUCAACAAGAUCCUAGCUGCUGUUGAGUUCUCUGCUGAUGCUACUCUGAAUGCGGCAAGGUUUUCAGCUAAGGCUAUCGGGGCUUCAGUCACUUCUCGUAGGCUCCUGUGGCUUCGUCAGUGGCAGGCAGAUGUUCGGAACAAGUGGAGACUGGCUUCAGCUCCUUUCUCGGGGAACUAUCUCUUCGGCCCAGCCUUGGACCCACUCCUCAUCGAGACGAAGGAUCAUCGCAAGAUUCUGCCCGCCUUAUCGAGAAGAUCUGAUCCUCGUCAGCAGGGUUCCUUUCGAAGCCAUUCCUUUCGCUCCGACUUCUCUUCCUUCCAGUCCAGGCCUCAGCGGUACCCUCAGCCCAGGGGCGGACAACAGCAGGAUUUCCAGGAGCACGUCAGAGGCCAGAGUCCCCUUGACUCCUCAAGUUCUCCGGUCCUUGGCAUGGUGGACCUCUCCGGCUCUUGCUCAGGGAUGCCUGUUCAGAGUGCCUCAACGCGUGAGCAUCACCACGGACGCGAGCCUCUUCGGAUGGGGGGCUCACCUGGGGUCUCAGCUGGCCCAAGGGCAUUGGUCGGUCCAGGAGAGGGGACUUCACAUCAACAUCUUGGAGCUCAGAGCCAUCUUCCGAGCUCUUCGCAAGUUCGCUCCUCUCCUUCGAGGUCUGGAUGUCUUGAUCAGAACAGACAACGUAGCUGCCAAGGCCCACAUCAACCGGCAAGGAGGGACCCGCUCCAAGGCUCUCAUGAGGGAGGCAUCUCGUCUCUUCAGGUGGGCGGAGAGUCACUUGGCAUCCAUCCACGCCUCUCACAUCUCAGGGUCAGCAAAUGUUCAGGCGGACGCUCUCAGUCGAUCGGUGGUGGACCAGACGGAGUGGAGCCUCGAUCCACUUCUGUUCCAGGACAUCGUGCAUCGCUUCGGCCUUCCAGCAGUGGACCUCUUCGCGUCCGAAUCCAACCACCAGCUUCCGAGGUUUUACACGAGAUUUCCUGUCCCGGGAGCCGAAGCUGUGGACGCCUUGAUCAGCCCGUGGCCUUGUGGUCUUCUUCUCUAUGCUUUCCCACCUCUUCCCCUCAUCUCCAGGGUCAUCAGGAAGCUGUUGCAGGAACAAGCCGAGCUCAUCCUUCUGGCUCCCUUCUGGCCCAGACAACCGUGGUUUGCGGAUCUGAUGGCUCUCUCUGUUGCUCCCCAUUGGCAGAUCCCGGCCGACAAAAUAUCUCUGUGGCAGGGCCGUCUAGCUCAUCCAGACCCUCAGUGGUUCCGGCUGACCGUCUGGAGGUUGAGCGGUUCCUCCUGUCCUCAGCCAGGGUGCCUUCGGAAAUAAUUUCUAUGAUCCAGGCCUCCCGUCGAGGAUCAACGAACCGUAUUUACAAUGCCACUUGGAUGGCCUUCUCUGCCUGGUGUCGCCGUAAGAAGGUCCUUCCUACUGCUGCUUCCAUUCUUGACAUCCUGGGCUUCCUUCACGAUGGAUUCAUUUCGGGGCUUUCUCCCAAUACCCUCCGGAGGCAAAUCUCUGCCAUCUCAUCUAUCCUCACCUGCGGCACCGCUGAGUCGGUGUCCACUCAUCCUCUCAUCCGUUCAUUCCUCAGAGGCGCAACCAAUCUACGUCCUCCGGCUGUUCAUCGGUUUCCCACCUGGGACCUGAAUAAGGUUCUGUUAGCUCUUACUGGUCCUCCUUUUGAACCUCUCCGGGAAGUCUCGCUGAAGUUCUUGUCUUUUAAGGCAGCCUUUCUAGUGGCUAUCACCUCGGCUAGAAGGAUCUCGGAGUUGGCUGCCCUCUCAGUUCGCCAGGAUCUCUGUAUUAUUCAUCCUGAUCGAGUAAUUUUGAGAUUGGAUCCAGCUUUUAUUCCAAAGAUCAAUUCAACUUUUCAUCGUUCUCAAGAGAUCAUUCUUCCCAACUUCUGUCCUUUCCCCCGUCAUCGCUUGGAGACUGUGUGGCACAAGCUUGAUGUUUGUCGGGCUCUCAAGAUUCAUAUCUCCAGGACUUCUUCCUUUCGUCGCUCCGAGGCUCUCUUUGUGUCUUUCCAACCCCAGUCCAUGGGGUCAAAGGUUUCUUCUACUACCUUGGGUCGAUGGCUCAGGGCUUCCAUUUCUUUAGCUUACGAAGCUCAAUCGUUGCCAGUGCCUCGUGGUGUUACAGCCCACUCUACCAGGAGCGCGGCUACUUUGGCUGCCUGGUCUACCCAAGCUUCACUCGAGGAGGUCUGCCGAGCCGCUACUUGGACGUCUCCAUCUCCAUUUAUCCGGCAUUACCGGUUGGAUGUUUAUGCAUCGGCGGAAGCCUCCUUUGGAAGAUGUGUGCUGCAGCGGGUAUCUUCCCAGGACCAGGAGAGGCGCCGGCCUUCUCCCUCCCAAUAGACACGACAGUCUACCUUUCGUCCUCGUCUCAAACUGGAUACAGGAAGAGGCGGGGCUUCUUUUGUUGGUGGACUCGGUCCUAGAGCUACUGGCUUGGUUGUAACCCUUUAGUGACCGGCGUUUCCUAGUGACUAGAAGUGGUGUAUCAGGUAAGACCAACGCUCAAUUUCAACCCAUGCAAAACUUUGGCUUGGCACAGAGUGAACUAAAAAAUUCAUCCAUCCAUUGGAAGUGGCUCUAGACUAUCGAUCAGGUCAGGAAAAGUAGCUGACAGUCCCAAAGAUCAGGGGAAGGCAGAGCAUGUACCCUGUUUCCCUGAAAAUAAGACAUCCCCUGAUAAUAAGCCCAAUCCGGCUUUUGAGCGCAUGUGCUAAAAUAAGCCUUCCCCUGAAAAUAAGCCCUCCCUGAAAAUAUUUAAACGCAGAGCUGGAAAUCAGGUAAGAUGGCAAGAAGAGCCCCAUCUUGCUCCAGGCACCCCAAAAUAAUAAGAACUCACCAAAAAUAAGUCCAAGUGCUUAUUUCAGGCUUCAAAAAUAUAAGAUAGGGUCUUAUUUUCGGGGAAACAUGGUACAAAAGUAUAAGUCAUAUUUUUCGCUUCUAUAUUAAUAUAAAAAUAAUAAAUUUGAAGCGUGAGAGGGAGAAGGAAAAAUCGAUAAUGCUUCAGAUUACAAAUUACAACAAUAACAAUAUAUUGAGAAGCAUCUAAAAAUUGUUACAAGGUAAGGAACUAUCAUUGAUAGAUGAACAAUUAGGGGACUCUGACUAAAAUAUGGAUUUCAAUUUUGACUCUGUUUCUUUCCUGGAAAUUGUGGGAAAUAUUUACAAUAAAUGUGAUUUACAUCGCCAUCAAGCGGAGAACAAGGCAGUAAGUUAUCUGCCAGCAAUGAAAUUCCCAAAAUGUUCAAAUGAUGCAGCACAUUAAAUUUUCAAUAUAUGACUUUCCUUCUGUUGUUUCACAUGUUUCUGAAGGAUGGAAAUAAAUAUACUUUAACUGAUGUUGAGACAUUUUCAGUCAUGUCUACAAUGGAAGAUGAAGGCACUCUAGAAGGUCAAAGUAUCCUGGGUCUCUUUUAUCCUGAGGGCUAUGUAAAUUCAGUGACAGCUUCCUGUUCAAAGGAACCAUAUCUUCCUGCUCUCCUGAUGCCUAAACAUCUCAAAGUGUGAGUGCUUCUCUAAAUGUUUUCCCAUCAGUAAGAAUCCUCCAAUCUUUUGAAGAAGCAAUAAUGGCACUCUGGCUGAACCUUAUGUUCUUGUUAGUUGUCCUCACAGGUAUUACUUUCACCUUGAAAGAGAACAAUUAUUCCUCAGUUUUUUGUGUUUACCUGCAGGGUGUUUUACUAAACAACCUUUCUUUUUAGGUGUCCAAUCUGAGGUUCAAUUGGUGGAAUCUGGAGGGGAUGUGAGAAGACCUGGAGAGUCCCUCCGUCUGUCCUGCCAAGCCUCUGGAUUCACCUUCAGCAACUAUUUCAUGGGCUGGGUGAGACAGG